AAUUCGGUUUUACAUUAUAGGACAGUUCAUCUCACAACCAAUCGGUAGAAGGUCACCGCCGAUCACUACAUGGCAGGCGUCUCCAUCGCCGCAGAAUGGCAACUUCUCGGCGACAAGUACUACCGAAAACCAGAACUCUACCAAUUACGAUGGAAAAAUAUCGAUCUUGCUCGAAACAAGGUCGCCUGCGCCCCAUUCGGUGGUCCAAUUGCCGUCAUUCGAGACGAAUCCAAGAUCGUCCAGCUCUACGCCGAAUCCGCCCUUCGUAAACUCCGAAUAUUCAACUCCUGCGGCCGCCAAAUCUCCGAAACUGUCUGGAGAAACCCCGGCGGACGUUUGAUCGGAUUGUCGUGGACCGAGGAGCAAGUAUUAGUCUGUGUGACACAAGAUGGCACCGUUUAUAGGUAUGACAUCCACUGUAAGAUAAUUGAAUCAAAUGUUAGCAUGGGUACGGAGUGUUUCGAACACAGUGUGGUUGAGUGUGUGUUUUGGGGCAAUGGGGUUGUGUGUAUCAAUGAGGCUUUCCAGUUGUUCUGUAUUCCUGAUUUGAAAAACCCUAAACCCUGUAAGCUCGCUGAUACGGGGUUAGAGGAAUUCCCCCUUUGUAUGGCGGUGAUUGAGCCGCAGUAUACCAUGUCUGGGAAUGUGGAGGUUUUGCUCGGAGUUGGAGAUCAUGUGUUGUUGGUAGAGGAAGAUGGAGUUCAAACUGUAGGUGAUGGAUUAGGAACUCUGCAGAAGAUGGUUAUCUCACAUAAUGGCAAGUUAAUGGCGUCAUUCACUCACGAUGGUCAGCUUCUUGUGAUGCCCACUGACUUCUCAAGCAUCAUCUUUGAAUACAGUUGUGAGUCUACCCUAGCUCCAGAGCAACUUGUUUGGUGUGGAAUGGACAGUGUGUUGCUGUAUUGGGAUGAUAUGCUUCUGAUGGUGGGCCCAUAUGGAGAUCCAGUUCGCUAUCUUUAUGAUGAACCCAUUAUCCUUAUCCCAGAGUGUGAUGGAGCUAGGAUAUUGUCCAAUUUAAACAUGGAGUUUCUUCAACGGGUCCCAGCUUCUACUGAAUCUAUCUUCAAGAUUGGGAGCACAGAACCAGCAGCUUUAUUGUAUGAUGCUUUGGAUCAUUUUGACAGGAGGAGUGCAAAGGCUGAUGAAAAUUUGAGGCUGAUAAAAACAUCUUUGCCUGAGGCUGUUGAAGCUUGUGUAGAUGCUGCAGGACAUGAGUUUGAUCCUUCACUACAACAGACACUACUGAGAGCUGCAAGCUAUGGGCAAGCGUUUUGUAGCCAAUUUCAACGUGAGAGCAUUCAGGAGAUGAGUAAAACACUGCGUGUUCUAAAUGCUGUUAGAAGCCCAGAAACAGGGAUUCCACUAAGUAUACAUCAAUACAAGUUGCUUACACCAUCAGUUCUGAUUGGUCGAUUGGUUAAUGCCCACCAACAUCUCCUGGCACUCAGGAUAUCAGAUUACCUUGGAAUGAACCAAGAAGUGGUUAUCAUGCAUUGGGCUUGUUCAAAGCUUACAGUAUCAUCAUCAGUUCCUGAUGUUACUCUCCUUGAGAUUUUACUUGAUAAGUUAAAAUUGUGCAGAAGCAUUUCUUAUGCUGCAGUUGCUGCUCAUGCAGAUCAGACUGGCAGGAGGAAAUUAGCUGCUAUGCUUGUUGAACAUGAACCUCUCUCCUCAAAGCAGGUUCCUCUGUUACUAGGCAUUGGGGAAGAAGAUACAGCCUUGACUAAGGCAACUGAAAGCGGUGAUACUGAUCUUGUUUAUCUUGUUCUCUUUCAUAUAUGGCAGAAGAGACCAGCAUUGGAGUUAUUUGGAAUGAUACAAGCUAGACCUAUUGCACGUGAUCUAUUCAUACGUUAUGCAAGGUGCUAUAAACAUGAGUUUCUCAAGGAUUUCUUUCUUUCUACUGGUCAACUUCAUGAUGUUGCCUACUUGUUGUGGAAAGAAUCAUGGGAAUUAGCAAAGAAUCCAAUGGCAAGUAGAGGAUCUCCACUUCAUACUCCACGUAUAAAACUCAUUGAAAAAGCUCAAAAUCUUUUUGCUGAAACUAAGGAGCAUGUUUUUGAGUCCAAGGCUGCUGAAGAACAUGCAAGAUUAUUACGGAUGCAGCAUGAGCUAGAAGUAAGCACAAAACAACCAAUAUUUGUUGAUUCAAGUAUCAGUGACACGAUUAGGACAUGCAUAGUAUUGGGCAAUCAUCGGGCUGCGCUCAGAGUCAAAACAGAAUUCAAGGUUUCAGAGAAAAGAUGGUAUUGGCUCAAAGUUUUUGCCUUGGCAACAAUCAGAGACUGGGAUGCCUUAGAAAAGUUUUCAAAGGAAAAAAGGCCUCCAGUUGGUUUUAGGCCAUUUGUGGAGGCAUGCAUUGAUGCUGAGGAAAAAGGUGAAGCUGUGAAGUACAUUUCUAAGCUUGCAGAUCCUCGUGAAAAAGCAGAGGCGUAUGCUCGAGUAGGCAUGGCAAAGGAAGCUGCAGAUGCUGCAUCACAGAGUAAAGAUGGGGAGUUGUUGGGGCGUCUGAGAAACACAUUACAAGAUUCAACAGCUUCAUCACUUUUUGAUACUCUCAGGGAUAGACUAUCAUUCCCAGCUGUGAAGUACAUUUCUAAGCUUGCAGAUCCUCGUGAAAAAGCAGAGGCGUAUGCUCGAAUAGGCAUGGGAAAGGAAGCUGCAGAUGCUGCAUCAUAG
Molecule: messenger RNA, 2679 nt
Organism: Lactuca virosa
Lineage: Eukaryota; Viridiplantae; Streptophyta; Magnoliopsida; Asterales; Asteraceae
Source: the annotation of a GenBank genome assembly